UCUGAAUCCAAAAUCAUGCUCAUCAUAUAUGCUUUGGCAGACGUACAACAGUACCUACACACUUCCUGCGCCGUUUUGCUAAAGAUGGCAUCAACAUCAUUCACAUUUACCGACGUCAGUAAAGAAUCAGUUGAUUGGAACGUAAAUUCUAACAACAUUCUGGUGCAAUUGAAUGAUUGGACGGACUACCCGUUGGAUGUUACGCUCCAGCCACCAACUCCAAUGUUUGUGUCCGCCAAAUAUCGCAACUACGCGCAACAAGUGAGAGACUUUCAAGUGUACGAAGAUGAUGUGUGGAUCGUGACAUUCCCUAAAAGUGGUACUACAUGGACAGAGGAGAUGGUCUGGCUUAUUAAUCACGAUUUGGACUACGAAACAGCGCGCAACGUCAGAUUAAACACUAGAUCAACAUUCUUUGAGUUCGGUGCCAUUGCAGAUCGUUAUCCGAUUAAUACGAUUAAUAUCGCAUCCAGCAGCCAACGUCCGCGUCAGAUCAAAUCACAUCUCCAGCUACCGCUAUUACCGCGUCAACUGUGGACAGUAAAGCCACGCAUCAUCUACGUCGCACGCAACCCAAAGGAUGUGGCCGUAUCGUAUUUCCACCAUUGCCAAAAUUUGGUUGGCUAUCGGGGAGCAAAGGAAGACUUUUUUGAGGAUUUGCUUAACGAUCGUGUAAUGUUUUGUCCGACGAUACAGCAUGUGCUUAACUUCUGGUCAUUAAGUGAUGAACCGAACGUCCUGUUUCUAACCUACGAAAGCAUGAAACGCGAUUUGAGAGGGCUUCUACCAAAGGUGUGUCAGUUUCUAAACAAAUCUUACAACGACACUCAGCUCGAUGAACUAGCAGUGCAUCUUUCGUUUAAAGAAAUGAAAAAAAAUCCGGCCACUAACAAAGAGGAAACGGUACGCAGCGCCCUACAGUUAAACCAUCGUGAAGGUGAAAACUUUGAAUUCAUGCGCAAAGGAAUAGUGGGUGAUUAUCGCAACGAGAUGCCGGAGGAGUACAUUAGACGUUUUGACGAAUUUGUAGCAGAACAAACUGCCGGAAGCGAUCUCAAGUUUGACUACGACUAGAAGGAAAAGCAUGAGUAGAUGAUACUCUCCAGUGCAAGCAACACAACCGUUUCCAGUUUAAACAGAUGAACCAGUUUUCAGUACCGAACCCCAUCUUGCAUCUCGCGAAUCGCUUUCACUAUCGCCAAUAGUAUGGUCAUUAAACUUGCACCACUUAUCGGUUACAUACGUGCCAUGCAUGGCCUUGUCCCAGGUCUAUGGCUUAAGUACAUAAGAAAUAAACUAUCUGUCCCAUUCCGCA
Anopheles funestus (African malaria mosquito) is the source of this 1315-nucleotide messenger RNA. Its product is annotated as luciferin sulfotransferase-like. Gene Ontology annotation, molecular function: sulfotransferase activity. Gene Ontology annotation, biological process: sulfation. Lineage: Eukaryota; Metazoa; Arthropoda; Insecta; Diptera; Culicidae. The transcript has 6 exons. Gene Ontology annotation, cellular component: cytoplasm. The record is from RefSeq and is a predicted model, not a curated record. Bases 16 to 1074 code for a protein of 352 amino acids.